Messenger RNA from Scomber scombrus (Atlantic mackerel), 3440 nucleotides. It is a transcript of the gene tbce, whose product is annotated as tubulin folding cofactor E. Gene Ontology annotation, biological process: protein folding. The coding region runs from base 226 to 1794 and encodes 522 amino acids. The record is from RefSeq and is a predicted model, not a curated record. NCBI's taxonomy places the organism in Eukaryota, Metazoa, Chordata, Actinopteri, Scombriformes, Scombridae. The transcript is spliced from 16 exons. Gene Ontology annotation, molecular function: alpha-tubulin binding.
CUACACUACGUCACAGGUACAUCUAACUGUUAUUUUAUUAAAAUAAGACAUAAUUAGACAUUUAUUUUAUCACUUUAAGGAGCAGAGUGAGAUUAAUAAACUUUAUAAAUAUAUUGUUAUUGUGUGAUUUAACUCAGACAGUCACAUGUACCGGUGUUAGCUGGUAGCUUUCCCCAGAGCCUCUCAGAGUUUCUCCCCGGGUUAGGAGCGUCUUUCUCCGGGUAGAUGGGAGCCGACGGGCCGCUGGAGGAGCCGGAGCUGCCGGAGCAGCCGUUGGGAAGGAGGGUUUCCUGCGGAGAGGAGCGAGCAACGGUCCGAUAUGUGGGCCCGGUACCACCGACAGCAGGGCUGUGGCUCGGUGUAGAGUGGGAUAAUCCAGAGAGAGGGAAACAUGACGGCAGCCAUGAAGGAGUCGUUUACUUCACCUGCAGACACCCUAAAGGCGGCUCCUUCGUCCGGCCGGCGAAGGUGAGCUUCGGCGUUGACUUCCUGACCGCUGUGCACCAGCUGUACCAGAUCGAUAAGGAAGAAGUGCUGAGCGAGGAAAUCUCCAUCUCCAGCAGGACGCUGGAGUGGGGGAAGAUCAAAGAGCGAGGUUUUGAGAGUCUUCCGUCGGUGCUGCUCGGUCGCUGUGAGGUGAACGGAGCCGGAGCCAUCGGAGACAUAAAGAGAGACACUCCCAACGUGCGAUGGUUGGAUCUGAGUCGGACUCUUCUGUCCUGCUGGGAAGACGUAGCGGCCGUCACGCAGCAGCUGGAGCAGCUGGAAGGACUUCAGCUCAGCUACAACCGGCUGCGUUUGACCUCUGACCCCUCGGCUCUCUGCCAGGCUUUCAACCGCCUCAAAGUCCUCUCUCUGAUUGGCUGCGACCUCACCUGGGCUCAGAUCCUGGAGUUGGCCCCGAUGUGGCCACAGCUGGAAGAUCUGUGUGUGGAAGAGAACAACAUCACAGAGCUGCAGAGGCCGGAAGGAGUCCUGCAGUCUCUGAAGAGUCUGAGUCUGUCCAGUAACCCUUUAAAGGAGGACAGUGUGCUCAGUAUCGCUGCUCUGCCCAGACUGGAGAAGCUCAGCAUGUCAAACACCGGACUGUCUGUCAUCCGAUUCGAUGACGUUCCUCCUGGAGCUCAGACCGCCAUGUUUCCUGCUCUGAAGAUUCUCAACCUGGACAACAACAACAUCACCGAGUGGUCGGUGAUUGACGAAUUAUCCAAAUUAAAAAGUUUAGUUCAGCUUUCGUGUCGCAGCAACCGGCUGGUCAGCAGUGAUGGAAACGUCAAAACAGCCAAUCAGCUGCUCAUCGCCAAACUGGGACAACUGGUCGUCCUCAACAGCUGUGAGUUCCACGCUGAGGACAGGAGGGGGGCGGAGCUCGACUACAUCAAGAUGUUUGGAGAGGAAUGGUUGAAGGCGGGCGGGCGGAGUCAGGUCAGCACCGAGUUCACCUGUCAGCACCCUCGUUACCUGAGCCUCAUCGACAAGUAUGGAGCUCCAGAGGAAGGCGAGCUGAAGAAGCCGCAGCCGUUUGCUCUCAAGAAUCAGCUGUUAAAGAUUAUGUUUGUGUUUCCUGAUGACGCCGACCGGAAGCCGAUUGAGAAGAAACUUCCAGCCUCCAUGGUUGUUCAGAAGGUGAAGGGACUCCUGUACAGACUGCUGAAGAUUCCUGCAGCAGAUCUGAAGCUCACCUACACCAGUCCCAAGAUGGCAGGGACAGAGUUUGAGAUCGACAGCGACCUGAAGACUCUGCAGUUUUACUCCAUAGAGGAAGGAGACCAGGUGUUGGUCCGCUGGUCCUGAACUGAGCAGCAUCAGACACUUCCAGGACUGAACCUCAGCUGUUAGACUGACGUUGUCCCUCUGUGUCUCUGCUGUAGAGGACACACAGACUCACACUGAGAGCUGGAUUCACUUCUAAAUGACUGAUGACGACUUUAAAACUACAAACAUAGAAUAAUUAGUCGCUUCUCUUCAGGACUGCGCUUACAAUCACACACAGGAAUAAACGUGAGCUUUAAAAGAGUCAUUUAAUAAUUUAACCCAAUAGACUUUUCACGCUUAACUUAUGAAUGUUUGCUUUCAUUUAUGUUUGUUCAGUUAAGUUUAGAAGUGUUAGAAGGCGGAUUCAGACUGAGCUGUGACACAGGAGUGCCUUGUUAUUAUGUUAUUACCAUUAACUGACAUGAGCUGAGCAACUAUGUUAAAGUCAGUCAUGUUUCCAACCAACUGAUUUUCACUUUGCGCAUAAAAAAACUGGAAUGGAAACACAAGACAUCCUGAAAAAAAGUCAGAAGGUUUGAUGAUAUAUUAGGAUAAAAAGCAAAUGUUAAAAGCCUUAAUGAAUAAAUGAUGACGUAUGUGAAUCAUGUGACGAUGAGGAGACUGUAACACUCUUUAAAACAAAUACAGGAAACCUACAGAAACGUCGUAUUUCCAUCAUGUUUUUCCAUCGUUUGAGCUUUGACUGACGCUCCUUAAAUGGCGUCAUCUCGUUGUUUUCUUCUGCGAUGGUUUAGUGGCACCGACUGGAGGAUUGGCGCCACCUUCUAUUUAUCUCAUUACAUUCACAGGGAAUGGGAAGAUUACCCGAUCUACAUUAAUGUUCACGAUGAAAGUUUGUCUUUAUUCUUCAGAAAUGUGACCAAAUAAUUUGUGACCAAUAAUUUCAUAUUUAGAUUGAUAUUCCUCCUCUCGUAACUGUUUCUCAAGUUUACUAACAGACUACAGCGAAGUGGUUCACUGCCAAAACGCUGCAGGUGGAACUCACACUCCAGAAUUAUUGUUCCACACAUCGGAGAAAGUGGAUUAUUAAAGUAUUUCGACAGUAAUUGUUUGGGUCACAGAUCAGAGUUUGUCAAAGGUUCAGAUGGGUUUUUAGAGGCCAAACGAGAAACAGCAUAAAUAAGAUACUUACUGCAGUAUCAGAGAAACAAAUAUGUAAAGUAAAAAUGUCAUUUUUGAAUUAAUUUAUGAUUUGCUGUUUGCUUAAGAAAUAAACUCAAACUCUGUAACAUGUUGAAUUGCGGCGCAUCUUUCUUUUGCAUCACGUCGAAUCGUAUCGUACCACAUCACAAUAGGGGUGAAUAGUUUCAUAUUGCAUUGACAGUUUAUAUCUAAUGAAUCGAAGCAUUAGCAGUGUAUCGAGGUUAAUUUCACAGUGAUGGAAAUGCUCAUAACUCAUAUUCACUCAACAGGGGUCGAUGGAAACAAACAUUCACUACAGUUUCUUUUGCUGAUUUUCUGGAUAUUUGCAGAAAUUUUUGCUACAUUUGAACAGGAACCUGAAUUUCAGCUCGAUUGUCCAUUUACUAGCUUCUCUGAAGUGUUGACAAAGGUUAAACGAACCUUUCAUGCUCAAAUACAGAAACAAGAAAGUUCUAAUGUGAUCUAAAGCUAUGUGAGCUAAAUCCAAGUACAGAUGUCAAAUGAAUCAAUAACGUUGAUGA